This is a messenger RNA of Stereum hirsutum FP-91666 SS1, 1680 nucleotides long. RefSeq lists its product as uncharacterized. The transcript is spliced from 5 exons. Lineage: Eukaryota; Fungi; Basidiomycota; Agaricomycetes; Russulales; Stereaceae. The record is from RefSeq and is a predicted model, not a curated record. Bases 1 to 1680 code for a protein of 559 amino acids.
AUGUCUCAAAUCGUUGGCUUCACUUUUGGCUCCUUCGGAGACAUCCUCUCUAUACUUCAGCUCGCUCGUACUGUCCAACGUUUGUUGAGCGACAGCCUCGGCGCUUCAUCGGAGUAUCAAGACCUGCUCCUUGAGCUCGACAGGAUGUUGCGCGUUCUUCACCUGGUCCAGGGCGCCACCACUCCUCGCCAUGGCUCCGGAUCUCUGUCGAUCAACACUCAUGAGGACCUGAGAUUGUCUAUCACUCGUUGCCGGAUCGUCAUAUUCGAUUUGUAUGCCAGGAUUCAGAAAUUCCGGGAGAGCUUGAGGAAAGGGGGAUCGGGUAGCAGAAUGAGGGAUUCGUGGCGCAAGAUCGGAUGGGGAUUAUUCAAGGUUGAUGAGUUGGUGGACAUCAGGAGGAAAUUGAAGGAUGAGGGCGACGUUAUCAUGACUCUAUUGGACGUGUCCAAUUCGAUGGCGAUCAGCCGGGUCGAGGACAUAGUUCGGGCCUCACAGGCGAAUGUGCUCGAGAUCAAGCAUUGCAUCGAUGAAAUCCCCGAGGUCCUGGGCUACUACUGGGAAGGCGGUUCCAUGAUUGGCGAUCGGCCUAUUAUUUUGAACGACAUGCUAGGUCAAUGCAUUCAGCUGCCUGCACAAAUUUAUAGAACCUGGAGUGAAUUUCAACGCUUCUUGCGCUUCCACUAUCAAAGGAAGGCAGGCCAUCGCUUUAUCGUAUCAGGAGAGUAUGAUCUAUCGUCAGAUCAUAAUAGGAACUCCUUAUCUCCUACGAACUGGGUAGUACGGCCGGGAACUGUAAUCGACAUGAGCGCUCGCCUUCGAGUGAUUCGGUUCAGACCGGGUGCUAAUGCCACUGUCUACAUUGAAGUCUGCCCGUCUUGCUCUCGUUCAAAUAUCCAGGAAAAUAGCAUGAAACAGUUAGCGGAAGUCACAUGCUCCUACUGCGGUUCAACUUACUCUGUUGCGGAAGCAAAGAGCGCUGUGCCUCCCAGCGACAUCAUAGGGCCACGCUUUAUGGAUGGGUCGUACGAGGAUCUGCAUUUCGGAAACUCACUCUCUGACGAGAUCGAGUCUGUUGCACUGCCGUACUUGUGUCCAUCAGCGAUUAAGAUAUGGAACGACCGGGAUGAUUCGCGCUUUCUACGGCGCAUCAAGGUGAUAGAGUCAUACGUGGAAGAAUUGCGCACUCUGGAAGAAUUCUCCUAUUUCAGCAACCGUCUUAACGUCCCAUUCUCCACAAAGAUAAACGGUCAAGACGUAUUGGAUCUUGCACUCGAGGAGGCCUUUGGCUGUGCGACAGAUUUGAAGAAGACGGAGAGGCAUUAUUCACGACUCUUGAGUCUACUCCAACACAUAUCUUGUGUUCUCAUCGGCAUGCAAUGUUUCUUCCCCACUAAAAAUGGAUUGCCGAUCGAAAAUUCUCAUGUGUUACCACCUUCGAUCCAACUUGUGUUUCAGCAGACCAUGCGGAUUGUACUUCGGUUCAACCUUUGCGCAGCUGAUAUACAGCGCAAGAAGGACGAGGGACUCAGUCCAACGGCCAUUAUUCGUGAGACCGACGAGUUAUUCUUGGACACGUACAGUCAGCUGUUGGAACAUCAUCAGAUUCUUCUCUUGUUCGCAAAGUUUGCGAACCGUGCUCAGGCAAGCUGGUUUCAUCCUCUAUACCGGUGCGGAAUUUAG